This is a messenger RNA of Podospora anserina S mat+, 1005 nucleotides long. RefSeq lists its product as uncharacterized. The transcript has 2 exons. Gene Ontology annotation, cellular component: actin filament; cytoplasm; ribosome. Gene Ontology annotation, biological process: translation; actin filament depolymerization; barbed-end actin filament capping. Gene Ontology annotation, molecular function: actin filament binding; structural constituent of ribosome; actin monomer binding. Lineage: Eukaryota; Fungi; Ascomycota; Sordariomycetes; Sordariales; Podosporaceae. The record is from RefSeq and is a predicted model, not a curated record. Bases 1 to 1005 code for a protein of 334 amino acids.
AUGCAGUCCGGCAUCUCAGCUUCACAGGAGCUGGUCUCCCAGUUUAGCGAAUUUCUCGCCUCCGAAUCCCACUUCGGCCUGCUCGUCACCAUCGCGUCCGAGAAGCUCCAGCCGCUUCAGCUCCUGACCUCGUCCCCUGGCGCCGCCUUCGCCGACAAUGUCAAUUCUCUCCUCAAGCCCCACGUAAAACUCAAUGAAGCUCUCUACGUGAUCCUUCGUCGCUAUCCCUCCAGCCCGGCUCUGGUGGGGGUUACCUAUGUUCCAGACACCGCUCCCGUUCGCCAAAAGAUGUUGUUCGCCUCGACGGAGCGCACUCUGGUUCGGGAGCUGGGUACGGAGCAUUUUCGGGAAACCUUUUUCGCGACCUCACCCGACGAGCUCACCCCGGCUGGCUUCGAUAAACAUGACGCCCACUCGGCCGUCGAGGCUCCUCUGACGGAAGAGGAGAGGAGUCUGGGCGCUGUCCGGAAGGCAGAGCAGGAAGCCGGUCAAGGCACGGGCACUCGCGAGAUUCAUCUCAGUCAAAAUCUGGCUACGCCUAUCGCCGAAAACGCGCUGGAUGCGCUGAGGGAACUGGGAAGCGGGAACGGGCCAUCAUUGGUUAUGCUGAAAAUUAACCCCCAGACCGAGUCCGUCGAACUUGUCCCCGAAAACUCGAACCCCUCUUCGAUUUCGGAAUUGCUGCAAGUAAUCUCGUCUACUGAACCCAGGUUCACCUUUUACAGGUUUAUUCAUACCCACAACGGAGAAGAGAGCAGUCCUCUGCUGUUCUUCUACACAUGCCCGGCCUCUCCAGGCACGAAAGCCAUCAAAUUCCGAAUGAUGUAUCCGCUGAUGAAGCGGGCUGUGUUGGCUGCUGCUGAGAAAGAGGCUGAUUUGAAGCCCGUGAAGAGGUUCGAAGUCGAGGAAGUUGACGAACUUAGCGAGGCCACCGUGUUGGAAGAGCUGCACCCGAAGGUCGAGGUAAAGAAAGCCUUCGGCCGGCCCAAGAGGCCAGGUCGCUGA